This is a messenger RNA of Maniola jurtina (meadow brown), 1218 nucleotides long. RefSeq lists its product as uncharacterized. The transcript has 6 exons. NCBI's taxonomy places the organism in Eukaryota, Metazoa, Arthropoda, Insecta, Lepidoptera, Nymphalidae. Bases 69 to 731 code for a protein of 220 amino acids. The record is from RefSeq and is a predicted model, not a curated record.
UGCAAUUUGCAGCAUAGUCAAUCCGAAACAACAAAAAUUUCCGUUUUAUGUUAAUUGGUCUGUGUUGAAUGUUUGGCAAUAUGGAAAAUAAUAAGAAGUUUGUUGGAAGCAACAAGGCACAAAUUGCGUAUUUGUGCCAGUAUAUGGCGGGGCACCCAGAAUUCGCAGCUGGGGAUUAUAGGACGCCUUUAGGGGCAUCCUAUAAUCCCCAGUGGGAGUCACUGAAGCGCGCUCUAGACGAGCUUGGCCCACAAAGAUCGGUGGAGCAAUGGAAAAUUUGUUGGCGAGACCAGAAACGCAAGGCCCGAGAUGAGGGUCCUCCAAUCUCAGACAAUACAGUGCAUGUUCUGAAUGCAACUAGCCAGGAGAUGGCAGUGGGUUGUGGUCCUGAGGAGUCACCAAUUGGUUUCAGUCAGGAAACCACAACUCCACUGUCAGCUCUACGCCAGUUGCAAGCAGAGCAUGCACAAGAACCAUUCCCCAGCACCUCGGGCAUACCAAAAAAGAGAACUCGAAAACUAUUGCCUCCUGACCGAUUUUUGGCAGCUCAAUUGGCAGCGAAUGCUUUACGUCGAGAAGCGAACGAUUUAAGACGUGAAGCGAACGAUUUAAGACGUGAAGCGCUCAUCACAGCUCAAAAGCACCUUGCUAUCUUGAUUGCAAAAGACAAAAAGAAGAAUCCGUCCGUCCCCGCUCCCCUCCCCCCUCCCCCCAACCGUAGACAGACAUAAAGCGAGCUGCAGGAAGGGUGUUCUGAUGCGGCAUCAUUGAUGACUGAUAGCCAACCUUAGAAUCCUUUGCUGCCUCGGAAUUCAAUACCAACUGUUCCGACAAUCCACAGUUGGCCAGCGUGGUGGACUAUGGCUAAAAGCCUUCUCAUUCUGAAAAAAUUACGUCUGUUGCGGCGUGAUUGAAGGAUGACUAAUCAAGUAGAAGAAUUGCAUCAUCUUAAAUUAUUCUACUUGAUUAGUCCAUCAACUAUAGUAUUAAAAAUAAUAAUGUUUUGUAUUUAGAACGACAUUUUAUGUUAAAGAUGUUAUUUAAGAUUUUUUAAAUAUUUUUAGUGACAAGUGCAAGCUUACAACAGUUAUUAGUUAGCAUUAACAGGGCUCUCUUCGUCACUUACUCCAUACAAUCGUAGUCCCAAUUUCAUUUGAAUAUUAAGCAAAGUCCAUGAAAUUUUGCAGACUUAUUCUAGAAACUAAUAUCUGUGCCUGU